This is a messenger RNA of Trichomonas vaginalis G3, 1299 nucleotides long. Its product is annotated as protein of unknown function, DUF4106 family. Lineage: Eukaryota; Parabasalia; Trichomonadida; Trichomonadidae. The annotation marks the transcript as partial. The record is from RefSeq and is a predicted model, not a curated record. The transcript has a single exon.
AUGGAACAAGAUGUCAUAAAUUUGAAAAACCAUACUACUCGAUAUAAAGUACUGAAAGAUGAAGAGAUAAAACAAAAAGCCCUGAAGACAUAUAUGGAUAGCGAUGAGUAUAAAAAAGAAGUUGAAGCAACUGUAAAGGCAGAAAAACUUUUACAGUUGCAAAACCAAACCGUACAGUAUGAAAACUUAGCACAAGAAAGUAAAAAUAACGACGCAGCCAUGCAAAAGGCAAUGAAAAGCGCAGAAUAUAUAAAAGCUAACAAUGACUGGUUAGAUGCCCAAGCCAACGCUAAAGCAGCCCAACUCAUAGGGUCAAUAAGGACAAAAAUACAAGCGGAUGAAGACAGUUCAAAUGAAGCUUUAACAAAUGCUGACUUUAAGAACGCUUUCGAAGCUCUUCAUAGUAAGGUGAAACAAGUGAACGACUUCUCAUCUGGAAAGAAACUGAAGUCUGAAGGUUUCGACAAAGAGUUAAAAGAAGUAGCACAAAAUAUGACGAAAAUAACAGAUGCAGCAACGAGACAGGCAGUUCAAAGUGCCUAUGACGCCGUUAGAGCAACUGUUGUGAAAAGUCAAGAAAAAGAGUUACAACAGACCAAAACAGACCUAGUAAAUGCUUUCUUAAAAACGAAAAGUCAGGUAGGACACUAUGCUGCAGAUGGAACAUAUGUGCCAGCUGGUGGAACUUAUAUACCACCAAACCCUCCAAGAGAAGCACCUGCACCAGGACUACCUAAAACAUUUACAUCGUCACAUGGACACAGACACAGGCAUGCACCAAAACCAACACAACAACCAGCACAACAACCAACAGUUCAAAAUCCAGCACAACAACAACCAGAAACAGAGCAAGGACAUAAAAGAAGUAGAGAACAAGGAAACCAAGAAUUCUUAAAAAUGCUUAAAGAAGAGUGUGGUUUCCCAGAUAGUAUUGACUUUAGUGACAGAUAUAAAGAAGCUAUUAGAAAGUUCAAGGAUGGAAAUACUGACCCGGACCUAUUUAGCUUUAUGGCUCAGCACCAAAACGGAUAUAAUCUCAAACCUGGAAAAUACAAGCUCGCUAAGGGAUAUGAUUUAAUAGCAUAUCAUCCAAAUGACAUGGAUGAAUUUACUCCGAGAUAUUUGAUGUCAGAGCUAAAUGACAAUUCAACUUUCGUCAUGAAACGCGUAAAAAAUAGAGACGGAACGAAAGAACAAAAGCUUAUGAAUGCGGAUGACGUAGAUAGGGAAAUUGUUGAAAACGGUCUCGGAAUAUAUGAAAUGCCAGCAGAUGAGGUACAAGAAACUCCACAGGAAGAA